Molecule: messenger RNA, 330 nt
Organism: Penicillium concentricum
Lineage: Eukaryota; Fungi; Ascomycota; Eurotiomycetes; Eurotiales; Aspergillaceae
Exons: 2
Coding region: 1-330 (109 amino acids)
Source: RefSeq, a predicted model, not a curated record
AUGUGCACACUGAGAAGACCCCGGCAAAGCCUCUCAAGGCUCCAGUCCACCCACAUCCACAAGUCUAAUGCAACCAGUCUCGCCAAACCAGGUUUAAUUCGGGGUCCCAACCCAGGCUUAGGGGAAAUCAAGAAGCUCCCAAAGCGCCCCGCAGAGCCUCUGGAUAAGAAAUUUCUCCCCAAACUCAAGAAGGACAAGUACAAAGCCAAGGCCAUCAUUCGUGACAAGUCCCUUACGGCUGUUCUAGAUGAAACGGAGCUUGGUAAACCUCUUGCGGAGUACGUCCGGGAUCUGGCGGACCCCGAGCGACCUACUAGACUCACUCAAUGA